Messenger RNA from Cylicostephanus goldi, 336 nucleotides. Lineage: Eukaryota; Metazoa; Nematoda; Chromadorea; Rhabditida; Strongylidae. The record is from the annotation of a GenBank genome assembly.
AUGGCUGCCAUUCCUGAGGGUGACUACGAAAAGGGAAAGAAAGUCUUCAAGCAAAGGUGUCUACAAUGCCAUGUAGUAGACUCUAAGGCGACGAAGACAGGACCUACCCUUCACGGGAUAAUUGGACGCAAAUCCGGAACUGUUGAUGGCUUCGAUUAUUCCGCUGCCAAUAAGAAUAAGGGAGUCGUUUGGACACGUGAGACCCUUUUCGAGUAUCUCUUAAAUCCCAAGAAGUAUAUUCCUGGCACGAAAAUGGUCUUCGCUGGUCUGAAAAAAGCCGAUGAACGAGCAGACUUGAUAAAAUACCUCGAGGUUGAAUCUGCUAAACCGAUUUGA